GAACCAUAGGCAGUCUUGAAAAUUACUUGCAAACCUCGUGCUUUCAAAAUAUUGAGGCCAAGCUGACAAGCUCUUCCCUUUAUGCGCAGAUUUGUGAGGUUUCAAGCCCGAGACUUUUGAAGGCCGGUGGCUUGAUUCCUUGAAGCACCAUGGCAACGUCGAUGAUGGCAAGCUUGAAGGCUCCUUCCAAACCAGAGGAAUGGAUUCCCACAGAAAUUGUCCCGGAGACAGACUUGAGUUUGCCUCGGAAAAGCAUUGAAGCUCAGCACAAGCCGGAGGAGGAGCUUGCAGAGGACCCGGCCCCUUGUCCGUAUGAGGUGGAUGAUAUGCAGGAUCCAUUCCCGUAUAUCAUGAAGCAAGAUAGCAAGAAAACGCCACGCUCUUCCUACUACCAAUGGCACUUUCCUGAAGGUCUUCCAAAGGAUCAUCCAGCCUCACCAAAUCGUCGCUUACAUGAGACGCGUCAAGCAGCCAUGAAGGAGUUUAUGACUGAGAUGCAACAGAGUCCUACACUUCUAAAGCGUGAGAUUUGUGCUCGAAGAGGUGAGCCUCAGCGCUGGUUUGAGCCACUGGUCGACUUUCUCAGGUGCAAUUGACGGAGCGACGGCAGGAAGAAGGAGGAACGGAACAGAGGGCCAUGGAGGGCCAUGGGUCGUUAAUGAGACAGAGGUCCAUGGGCCAUGGGUGCCUCGGUUUGCGAGACGUGGUCCCGAUGUCGGCUCCAAUGCAGCCAUGACAAGGGACAGACUAAUUGAAUAGUGCCCAAGGCACCGUCAAUUUUGAUUUUGAUAUUUGACAUAGGAGCAUUGAUUGAAUGCCCCAAGUUGUCACUCUAUCCAAGCAAGGAUGGUUUUGGCUCGAGAUUGAUAUAUGACAAGCAUCCGCAAUCCCAUUUUGGC
Durusdinium trenchii is the source of this 899-nucleotide messenger RNA. Lineage: Eukaryota; Dinophyceae; Suessiales; Symbiodiniaceae. The record is from the annotation of a GenBank genome assembly.